Molecule: messenger RNA, 1314 nt
Organism: Apaloderma vittatum (bar-tailed trogon)
Lineage: Eukaryota; Metazoa; Chordata; Aves; Trogoniformes; Trogonidae
Product: transmembrane protease serine 7-like
Exons: 10
Source: RefSeq, a predicted model, not a curated record
AUGAGAUUACAAUUGGAAACUCAUCAAAGUAAAUUGAUGCCUCUCUUGGUCCAGGACUUUGCUUUUAGCUGUCUUCAGCUUCGGAAGUAGGAGUAGUGCCUGGGAAAAGGUGCAAGGUUGUUUUAAUCUGGGACAAGCAAUAAAAUUAAUUCUGCUGGAAUGGAUGAAAAAAAUGAUCACCCAGCAGCUAAACCUGAGGAUGAACUAAGUGUUGCCAACAUCUCAGUCCAAAUGGUAGCUGCAGAAGAUAAGUUGGCAAAGAGGAUUCUGGCAAGGAAAAAACAUGGCAAAUUGAAAUUGAAGACAAAAGAAAAGCCGCUGUGGAAUUUUCAAAACAAAAUAAUUCUCUUUACCCUCAUACUAUUUGUUUUAGGAGUUGUAACCUGGACAUUACUGUGGCUCUUCAUUGUUCAGGCAGAAAACAAAGAUGCGUUGUAUUUCGUUGGACUCUUUCGUGUUGCCAACAUAGAGUUUCUCCCAGAGUAUAGGCAGAAGGAGUCGAAAGAAUUCCUCUCCAUGGCACAGAACGUGCAGCAUGUGAUGAACUUGGUCUACACAACAUCCUCAUUCUCCAAAUUUUAUAAGCAGUCCACAGUUUCAGAAGUCAGUAACAACAACAACGGAGGCCUCCUUAUUCAUUUCUGGAUCGUAUUUGUGGUACCACAGGCGAAAGGCCAAGUGCUAUGUGAGGACUGUGUGGCUGCCAUCUUGAAGGAUUCCAUUCAGACAAGUAUCAUUAACCGGACCUCGGUGGGAAGUCUUCAGGGCCUUGCGGUUGACAUGGACUCCAUUGUACUAAGUGCAGGUCUUCGGUCAGAUUAUUGGUCAACAACGGGAACAGGAAAAAAUUGUAUGGAUGAUCUCUACGCUGAUCGCCUACAUGAGCACUUUCCUCUGAAUAUUCAUGCUACCUCAGGGGGAACAAUCUGCUAUUUUAAACUGAUUGCCUCGGUGGGCCAUCUUAUUCGCCUUUCAAUAGUAUCCCUUCAGAUUGAAGCAGACAACUGCAUUACUGACUCGCUAACCAUUUAUGACUCUCUGAUGCCAAUCAAGCAUAAGAUACUGUACAGAGCUUGUGAACCAGCUGAUUCAUUGGUGUCACUUGUGUCCACAAAUAACCUAAUGCUGGUAACGUUUAAGGCAGCACAAAUAAAAGAGCGGAAGGAAUUCCAUGGCUAUUUUGAGGUCAUUACACAAGAAAGGUGUGGAAAAGCAAUAGUGACAAAAGAGAAAAUUGGCUAUGAAGGGACAAUCACGAGUCCUUAUUACCCGAGCUAUUAUCCUCCAAAAUGUCUUUGUGCAUGGAACUUCCAG